Hypoxylon trugodes is the source of this 1098-nucleotide messenger RNA. RefSeq lists its product as uncharacterized. Bases 16 to 942 code for a protein of 308 amino acids. NCBI's taxonomy places the organism in Eukaryota, Fungi, Ascomycota, Sordariomycetes, Xylariales, Hypoxylaceae. The transcript is spliced from 2 exons. The record is from RefSeq and is a predicted model, not a curated record.
GUUUAAUCUAGUUCUAUGAUUCCCUGCGUAGGUAUAAAAUUUCGCGGAUUCCGCCACCAUAAGGAGCUAAGCCAUUCCCAGAUAUCAAAUCAUAUCACAAUGACAUUCGGAUUGAAUCAUAUUAAGAGACUAUUCAACCGCAAAGAAAAGAAGAAAGAGAUGACCACAUCAUCAAUUAGCUGGCCAAUUGGGAGGCCACCACAAAGACAAGACCAGAACCAAGUAAAUCGUGACGUAUAUGACGAUAUUCGCAACGUACCGAUACACUUUACGCCUCGAACCCAAGGUGAGGAGGCUACACGCGCAUUUGUCAAGAAUGGUAUGUCUGAUGACCUGAUCAAGUUGCUUGACGAUCGGGAUGACGCCGAAAGGCAACUAAACAACGCCCCUAAGACGAAAGGUACUGAGGAGGUACAGCGUAUACUUCGUGAGCCCUCCAGGAAGUCAAUCGAGGACUUCCAUAAUGCCCGCAACCGCGCCGAGGCCACAAAAAGGUAUGGCAUUGUUGGUGACCUUGCGUACCACGUGGAUAAGUACAUUCGCCGGAACAGCGUACCGGUACUACCACCGCUGCAGCUCAUAGACUUCGGAAUGGUGAUGCGUAGAGAAUACGGAGGGUUCUUUAGUAGCUAUAGUAGUUAUCGUGCGACGCCAAUUUCGUCCACUCCCGUUGACUGGCUUGCUCUCGGAUUCUCAAUGUCAUCGGCUGGUAAAAGCCCAUCCUUGUCCCUUAUAGGCGAGCGUAGCAACAGCAGGGAUUCACUAGAUGCUAACUACGAUUCUUCUAGCCGGUCAUCACUAGAGUCGGAGAUCAACAUGGCUGAACACGAAUGGCUGGAGGAACUGGCGAGCCGGGAUGUGCGGGAAGCAAGUACCCUCACGAUACAUAAGGUACCAGCCUCCGAAGUGCGUAUCACACAGAUCAACCCCCCCAAAGACUAGAUAUAAACUCGUGCACACCUGAACCCUGAGGUGAGUACUUAGAAUGGUCAUAUUUUGUUCAAAAUAUGUACUUAGGUACUUAGCUUCAAGUAUAACUCAUUACUGAUGUGGUAUGAAGUCGGAAUAUAGAUAGUAUCUGUGAAUCCUACUUAUUAU